Molecule: messenger RNA, 1088 nt
Organism: Guillardia theta CCMP2712
Lineage: Eukaryota; Cryptophyceae; Pyrenomonadales; Geminigeraceae
Exons: 9
Biological process (GO): protein autophosphorylation; peptidyl-serine phosphorylation; autophagosome organization
Cellular component (GO): autophagosome; cytoplasm
Molecular function (GO): ATP binding; protein serine/threonine kinase activity
Source: RefSeq, a predicted model, not a curated record
AUGGCCGAAAUGCCGAACAAGAGCCAACCGGUCUUCGGUGGCUUGUACCAGCAAACAAAGAAGGUUUAUGAGGGAAUGAACAUAUCUUCAAGAGAGAUUGUAGCUAUCAAGAAAGUUAGCUGGGAGAAACUGGAGAAACAGCCAAGAUACAUUGAACGACACAAAAACCAGCUGCGAAACGAGUUGGCAGCAAUGCAAACGUUGAAUCAUCCCAACAUUGUGCGUCUACUCCACCACCAGAACACACCCAAGUACUUUGUCAUGGUCUUGGAGUUUUGCGCCGGCGGCGAUCUAGCUUCUGCCUUGCGGAAACGAAAGCUUCAAACAAAGAAUGAGACGAUCGAUGAGAAUCUUGCUUGCAGACUCACCAAACAACUAGCCGAUGGUCUCAAGGAGAUGCGAGUGUUGAACUGGGUGCACAGAGAUCUGAAGCCGGGGAAUCUGCUCUUGUCAUGUGAAAGACUGGAAGACGCAACAUUGAAGAUUGGAGAUUUCGGGUUCGCGACUAGGUUGAAAUCGGAGAGCUUGGCUCAGACAUGGGUUGGAUCGCCUUUGUACAUGGCACCUGAGAUCCUCACGAAAGAGAGUGGAGGUUACGAUGCAAAGGCUGAUUUGUGGAGCGUUGGGUGCAUCCUGUUUGAGAUGGUAAAGGGUAGGCAGCCUUAUGGGUCAAGCGCACGCGACCCCGAAGAGCUGAAGCAAGACAUUAGAAGUGACAACAAGUAUCAGCCGGAACCGCCAAUCUUGCUGAGUGAUGAGCUUGAAUCUCUGUUAGAUGCUCUUCUACAAAGAGUUCCCGCACAGCGAAUGUCCUACGACGAGUUCUUUGAACACAUUUGGUUCGACAUGCUGGAAAGCAAUUCGCUGCCAAACAGCGUCUCAACCAAGAUGUUGGGGUUGAUGGAGAGCACCACCCAAGAGCAGACAGGAGAGACGGCUGAGAAUCAUUUCACUGCCAGCAAGUUGAGGGCAUCUGCCAACUCUGACAAGGCCAUUUCUCACCUGAUUUCCGAAAUUAUGUCACCCACAGCCAACCAAGUCGACACGAAAGUGAAGUCGAAGGUAGAAAAGCGAGAUUCUGACAUCAG